GUGUCCCAGGGCCGGCAUGGCGGCCCCGCCGCCCUCAGCGCGGGGAGAGCCCUCGGCGCCGCCGCCGCCGCCGCUGCAGUACAGCGUCCUGCUGGAGCACCUGGUGGGCGACAAGCGGCGGCCCCGCGCGUGGGACCCCGCCGUCUUCGGCGGCAUCCCCUGCCCUCCCAAGAGCGAGGAGCAGAAGAUGGUGGAGCGGGUCAUGGAGAGCUGCCCGUUCAAGGCGGCGCUGGCCUGUGUGGGAGGGUUCGUCCUGGGAGGUGCGUUCGGGAUCUUCACGGCGGGCAUCGACACCAACGUGGGGUUUGAUCCCAAGGAUCCCUAUCGCACGCCCACGGCAAAGGAGGUGCUCAAGGACAUGGGGCAGAGGGGCAUCUCCUACGCCAAGAACUUCGCCAUCGUGGGUGCCAUGUUCUCCUGCACGGAGUGCGUGGUGGAAUCUUAUCGCGGGAAGUCAGACUGGAAGAACAGCGUCAUCAGUGGCUGCAUCACGGGAGGAGCCAUCGGCUUCAGAGCCGGUUUGAAGGCCGGGGUGAUCGGCUGCGGGGGAUUCGCCGCUUUCUCCGCUGCAGUCGAUUACUACCUGCGGUAGCAGCCGGAUCCCUCAGGAGCAGCCUUCCCUCCAGCUCCAGUGCCGCUGCUGAGAGCCUGCACCACGGCAGAACCACCAGGCUUACCUUUCCCCUGCCUCUGGAGUCCCGGCGAGCGCGAGCGGGGCGGCGUUGGCCGCGUUUCUGAAUGACUAACAACGCUCUGGCUCCCAGCCCGGGCGAGCUGCUCCGGGCAGGCUCGCGGGAGUACGCGAGGAUGGAGCCAGGGACAGAGCAGCAUCUCCAGGACGGAUCAGCUGACUGUCAGUUUCCAGGAAACACGCCUGGACUCUGAGCUUUCUCAAUCUGAUUUUGAUUAAGUCCGUUGCUGGCAUCAAAAGAGGCAGGAGGACAACCUCCGAGCAGAAACGCACUGAUUUAGGUUACCGUGUGUUUGGAUGUGCUGCGAGUGUUUAACAGUUUGCAGCUUGCUGCUCUGUUCGGGAGAGGUAAGAUCCUGUGGAGAAAUAAGUUUGUUCCAGGCUUUUCUUAAAAUACCAUCUGAAGACAAACCAC
This is a messenger RNA of Myiozetetes cayanensis, 1106 nucleotides long. It is a transcript of the gene TIMM22, whose product is annotated as translocase of inner mitochondrial membrane 22. NCBI's taxonomy places the organism in Eukaryota, Metazoa, Chordata, Aves, Passeriformes, Tyrannidae. The coding region runs from base 17 to 592 and encodes 191 amino acids. Gene Ontology annotation, molecular function: transmembrane protein transporter activity. Gene Ontology annotation, biological process: protein insertion into mitochondrial inner membrane. Gene Ontology annotation, cellular component: TIM22 mitochondrial import inner membrane insertion complex. The transcript has 4 exons. The record is from RefSeq and is a predicted model, not a curated record.